AUGAAGUACAUACUUGUAGUUAGGGGUGACAUUUCGUCUUUUGUUUGGCUCCAUCUCGCUGCUGCUGCUAACGCAGAGGUCACUGCGCAAGCCAUGUACAAGUGGAUUGCAUCUUUUAGUAUCAUGGACUGGGUGCUUAGUGAUCAAGGGUCGCAUUUCAUGAACGAGUUGAACGAGGAGCUGCUCCGCAAGUACAAGGUCCGAUGUCAUUUCACUACAGCCUGCAGCCCAUGGGCGAAUGGUACUGUAGAGAGAGUAUGCCGCGAGGUACUUCGGUCAUGUAAGGCACUGCUUUCGGAGUGUCAAUUUGCCACGCAGGAUUGGCCCGCUAUUGUAUACUGUGUUCAAGCUAUCCUAAAUCACGCACCUCUCAAAAGACUUGGGACACGCUCUGCUGGAGUACACAGAACACCACUGGAAGUGUUCACUGGAAUUAAGCCGUGUCGUCCCCUCAAGUGUGCGCUUCCCGUAGUCAAAUACAAGAAUGCUGAGUCAGAGGAUGAGUUACAAUUGCGCCAAAUACACAACAUUGAAGAACUGCAGGAGGUUUUGUCGAACAUGCAUAAGGACGUGAAGCGGCGUAUCGAUGCGGUCAGAGCUCGUCAAAUACUGAAUCAAAACGCUAAGACUAAUGUCGUGCCAGCAAAGUUUCACUUAGGUGACAUGGUACUUGUCCGCCGAGCUCAAAGAAAAGGACGCAAGCUGGGAUUUGUCUGGAGUGGUCCGUGGAGGAUCUUCAGGGUGCUCAGUCAGUGGGUAUACGAUAUAUAA
Messenger RNA from Chondrus crispus (carragheen), 771 nucleotides. RefSeq lists its product as hypothetical. Bases 1 to 771 code for a protein of 256 amino acids. The record is from RefSeq and is a predicted model, not a curated record. Gene Ontology annotation, molecular function: nucleic acid binding. The transcript has a single exon. NCBI's taxonomy places the organism in Eukaryota, Rhodophyta, Florideophyceae, Gigartinales, Gigartinaceae. Gene Ontology annotation, biological process: DNA integration.